Molecule: messenger RNA, 1507 nt
Organism: Mustela erminea (ermine)
Lineage: Eukaryota; Metazoa; Chordata; Mammalia; Carnivora; Mustelidae
Exons: 4
Coding region: 1-726 (241 amino acids)
Source: RefSeq, a predicted model, not a curated record
AUGGGGUCCACAUCCCGGUCCUGGGGUCCGGCUGGGCACAACGUCAUCCUUCCCGACGCCCACGCGGCCACACAGCGCGCAGGCCGGCGCCGGGUCCUGGGCACCGAGGCGGGGCGCGAGAGCAAGGGCCGAGGGCGGCGUCCCCGGGUCGCGACGGUGCGGAGCCGGUACCGGUGCGCGGAGGCCCAGCCACGCAGCGGUGAGCCGGCGGCCGCGGCCAGGCCCGUAUCCCGGCAGGAUGACCGAGCUUCCGGCCCCGGGGACACCCCGCGGCCGUCCCGCCGACCGCUCCCCAGCCAUGCGGCCCGCGCGUCGCAGAGCCAGCUCCGGGGCAGGGCGACGGCGGGGGAUGGCGCGGAAGAGAACAAAGAGGCUCUGCCGGGCUCACAAUGGCACCAUUGUGAGCGCUCGGGGCUCCCAGUUCCCCUUCUGUCCCCAACCUGCGCCGGCGCCUGGAGGGCCCGGUGGGAGGACGUGGGAGCCCUCCCGGAGCUCUGCCAGCGCUGCCCAGAAGCCAUUAACCUGCCUCCACUGUGUCUCAUCUCCACGGAUCUGCCUCUUCUGGACAAUUCUCAUGAAUGGAAUCCUACAAUACCUGGUCUUUUUGGUUCGCUUCUAUCCCUGAGCAUAAUGUCCUCCGGAACAUCUCCGCUGCCGCCUGAGCCGUCCUGCACUUCUGGCCGAAGGCUGUGUGGGGAUCCGGGUAGACGGGAGAAGGUAACAUAAGGCAGAUGCCCUUUGACAGACGAAGAGAUAAACCUGAGGAGGCACAGAUGCACACCAGAAUACGGCUCAGCCUUGAACGGGAAGGCCUUUCCGACAUCUGCUAGAACGUGGUACCUUGAAGAUAAUAGGCUUGGUGAAAUACGCCAUCACAAAAAGACAAGGACUGGAUAAUUCUACUAGGGUGAAGCUCUGGGAGGGGUCAAAUCGUGGGUCCCAGGGGCCGCGGGAGGUGCACGGGGAACUAGAGUCUAAUGGGGCCAGAGUGUCAGUUUGGGACAAUGAAAGAGUUCUGGAGACGGAUGAUGGUGACCCGACAACAUGAAGGCACUUACUACCCCAGAGCCCCGGGGUUCACAAUGGUUGAAAAAGGGAAUUUUACGUCAUGAGUUAUUCCACCACCAUUCUGAAAAAGAGAAACACACACGCACACACACGUGCACACGCACACACACACACACACGCACACACACUUCUAAAGGAGCAAGCAUCCAGAUAUCUUUGGUCUGCAGCUGUUCCUUCUGAGUAACAGGCUCUGUGGAGCUGUAACGUUUUGGUCCGGUACCCCAGGAAUUGGUUUGGUUUAAAUGGCUUAAAAUUGGAGGUACCACGAGCCCCACGAUCAGCUUUCCUCCUUCACCUGGACAGCUAGAAAGGUGUGGACCACACUGGCAAUCCUCCUACACAGGAGAGGAACUCAGGACUUCUGGGUUCUCAUCUCUGUCAAAUUGUAAGGCAACCUAUGAACGUGGAAAACGGGUCAUGGUCUCAUUCACCAGUCCUA